UUUGAUGAUGUUUAUAAUCACUUUAUCAUCAUAAAUUUACUUUCAAAACAGAGAUUUGUUGACAAUAAAUGUACAUAUAUAAUUGCAAAUACAUAUGCAAUGUUAAAUAGCAAGUUAAGAUUAAGGUUAUUUAAGCAUACAAGUAGAAGGAACAUCUAAAGAAAAAACAAUCAUUGUUUUAUUAUAGUAAGUGCAGUGACCAUGUUUUUGGCGAAUGCAGAAUUGUUUUAGCGUGGUUUCGCAACAAGUUGCCUAUAUGGUUAAACUGUGGUUAGUGUAGUAGUAAAACUAUUCGUCAGGAAGACUCGUCAAGAUUAGGAAGUAAUUUCAGUGGGUACACUACACACACGAGUGCCCGAACACAAUUUAAAUUAUUAUUUAUUUCUUUGCCAAAACAAGAAGUUAGUUGUGGGGGGUGAUAGGUAAAGUUUAACUUGACAGUUAACUAUAUGCAGUCAAUCGUUUUAUUUGACAUUAUUGGAGAACACUGCUAGUUUUAAGUUGCAUGAUUCCAUAACAUAAAUGUUCACUAUCUGACCAUUAUUUCACACGGACAGCGCGUCGCACGCGUGGCGCAGUGCGCUCACAGAAUAGUUUCUUUGAGUUCGCCAAAGCCACGCGCCCGGCGCGCGAAGCCCGAGCGGGGGAUUCGUGCAGGGGGCGGGGUUUUCCUUUGGGAGCGUGCGGUCCGAAUGGGGGUGGAGGUGUGGUGCACGUGUAGAAAAGGGCGAGCAAGUUCCUUCAAUCCCAAAUCAGUCGCCAAACAGGUGAUAUCGACAUUCAGCCAAACCCUCCUACGAUACGCUUCUUAAGAGCCACGCGAAAGGCACGAGCGCGGCGCUUUCCACCAAAACUCCCCACAGCAUCUGCAUCCGCUCACUUUCUCGUCUAUUUAUUUAUUUUAUACGUUUUGCAGAGAUGGAAGCAACUGUCAUCUCAACUCAGGUGUCAUUUUAUCAUCAGUUUUCGGAGAACUUUACGACUCAUCAGAAACAGGACAGGGAGCGCAGCUCUCCACGCACAGAGCCUAAAGUGCUGAAGAGACAGCGCUCCAGCAGCCCAGAGCUUCUGAGGUGCAAGAGGAGACUGACAUUCAACGGACUCGGCUAUUCAAUCCCUGAGCAGCAGCCCGUGGCUGUAGCCAGGCGCAACGAGCGCGAGAGAAACAGAGUCAAGCAAGUCAACAUGGGCUUCCAGACGCUUCGCCAACACGUGCCCAACGGAGCCGCGAACAAGAAAAUGAGCAAAGUGGAGACGCUGCGGUCGGCGGUCGAGUACAUCCGUGCGCUCCAGCAGCUUUUAGACGAACACGACGCCGUGUCUGCCGUGUUUCAGUGCGGCGUCACUUCUCCAGCUGUCUCCAAUGCGUACUCGGCGGGCCCGGAGUCUCCACAUUCAACCUACUCCUCUGACGAAGGCAGUUACGAGCCUCUCAGCUCAGAAGAACAAGAGCUGCUCGACUUCACGACAUGGUUCGACAGAUAUUAACCAGGUGUUUUAUUGGCUGAUAAACAUUGGUGCUGAAUGGACAGCACAUGGACGGUGAUGCGCACUGGUGCGCACGAAGGGACCGAGGUGAUUGAUGGAGCACUAGCCACACAGAGGACUCUAUUUGUGCUGAUCCACACAUAUGCAACACUUUGAAAACAUCUUAAAUGCACAGGAUUUGAAGCGUGCGCGUAAAUCUACACCUGGGACAUCUGCUGACCUGUGUUUCUUCACCCCAAGAAACAUCUCAUGAUUCAAAUGUGUAUUCAACAAAUUUGCUCUGUUGAUGCAAUAAUAUUUAAAGGUGAACGAAUGAGUUAUUUUAUACUUUCACAAUGUACAAAUAACGAGGCAAGCAGUUAAACGAGUAGCUAAAGGAGUGAGAAAAUAGUGCCAUGUACGGAGUCUGUUAGGGAAUACACUAACGUUACACUAGGCAGCCCACAGGCAACCUGUAUAUCUUAAUAUUUUGUGCUAGACAUGCGGCAUUGUUUUUUUACUGGAUGAAUAACUUUUGUAUCAAAGUGUGCACUUGUGUGUUUUCAUACAAACUUGUGUAUAUGCAAUUUUUUAUUAAGAGAAACCCUAUUUUAUGUAAAAUAAAAGAUUUUAUU
Triplophysa rosa is the source of this 2102-nucleotide messenger RNA. It is a transcript of the gene ascl1b, whose product is annotated as achaete-scute family bHLH transcription factor 1b. Bases 919 to 1488 code for a protein of 189 amino acids. The transcript is spliced from 2 exons. Lineage: Eukaryota; Metazoa; Chordata; Actinopteri; Cypriniformes; Nemacheilidae. The record is from RefSeq and is a predicted model, not a curated record. Gene Ontology annotation, molecular function: DNA-binding transcription factor activity, RNA polymerase II-specific; protein dimerization activity; RNA polymerase II transcription regulatory region sequence-specific DNA binding. Gene Ontology annotation, biological process: regulation of transcription by RNA polymerase II; developmental process.